Molecule: messenger RNA, 2388 nt
Organism: Oncorhynchus gorbuscha (pink salmon)
Lineage: Eukaryota; Metazoa; Chordata; Actinopteri; Salmoniformes; Salmonidae
Product: protocadherin alpha-8-like
Exons: 2
Coding region: 1-2388 (795 amino acids)
Biological process (GO): homophilic cell-cell adhesion
Cellular component (GO): plasma membrane
Molecular function (GO): calcium ion binding
Source: RefSeq, a predicted model, not a curated record
AUGUCUUUACCAAACAGAAGGAGCUCUAUUGUGACGUAUGUAGUGCUUGUGUUGCUGGAGUGUUACGGGGAAGCGGUGUGCGGGCAGCUCUCCUAUUCCGUCUCGGAGGAGGUAAACCCAGGGACUUCUGUGGGAAAUAUCGCUAAGGAUCUAAACCUCAAUGUCCUGGAUUUGGAGUCGCGUAUGUUUCAGAUUGUCACCGGGUCCAAGAGAAAGUAUUUCGAGGUAAAUCUGAAGACUGGUGUUCUCUAUGUGAAUGAGAGAAUAGACAGAGAGGAGCUUUGUGUGAAGGCUCUGAAAUGUACAGUCAGUGUAGAGGCCGUUAUAAACAGUCCUUUGAAGCUUUACCGUCUAGAAAUCACUAUUUUAGAUGUUAAUGAUAAUGCUCCGUCGUUUACUACGAAGGCACAGGUCUUAGAUAUUACAGAAAACACUUUACCAGGGGCGAGGUUCCCACUGUCUGAAGCGUCAGAUAUCGAUAGUGGUAGAAAUGCAUUGGGCACCUAUAAGCUGAGCACAAAUGAUUAUUUUUCUUUAGCGGUCCAUAAGGGAGGAGAAAGUGUGUCUGCUGACUUGGUGCUGCAGAAAGCGUUAGACCGAGAGAAACAGUCUGUUAUGAAGCUCACACUGACGGCCAUUGAUGGUGGCAACCCACCGAGGUCGGCCACAUCAGAGAUUGUAGUUAAUGUUUUGGACAUCAAUGAUAACGCUCCGGUUUUUAGCAGUUAUUUGUACAAGACUCGUGUUUUUGAAAACAUUCCAAUUGGCACGACAGUAAUAACUCUGAAUGCGACAGACGCAGACGAAGGAACAAAUGGUGAAAUCGUUUACUCCCUAAGACAAAAAGACCAAGAUUAUGUGUUGAACAUUUUUGAAAUUAAUCAACGGACUGGAGUGAUAACAGUAGAAGGAAAUAUUGACUUCGAGAAAGACAAUGCUUUUGAGCUCCGUAUACAAGCUCAUGACGGGGCACAACCACCCAUGACAUCUCACUCUAAAUUAUUGAUAGAGGUUACGGAUAUGAAUGACAAUGCCCCUGAGAUCACUGUGACGUCACUCUUAGACACAGUGAAGGAGAACGCCAAGAUGGGCACUGCUAUUGCUCUCGUGUCAGUCCUCGAUAAAGAUGAUGGCAAAAAUGGAAUUGUGGAUUGUGAUAUUGUGAAUAAAGUCCCAUUUAAACUGGAGACAAACUAUAAAAACUAUUAUUCGUUAGUGGUCGACGGGCCUCUUGACAGAGAGAGCGCUUCUCAGUAUAAUGUCACCAUCACAGCUACAGAUGAAGGGACCCCGCCUCUCUCCAGCACCAGCGUUAUUACUGUACACGUUUCUGAUGUAAAUGACAACGCUCCUCGCUUCUCAGAACCCGUGAUUAAUGUUUAUGUGAAAGAGAACAGUCCGGUAGGAGACGUCAUUAAAACUGUGUCUGCACUUGAUUCUGACGUCAAUGAAAAUGGCCAAGUGACCUACUCAUUCUUAGAGAGUAAAGGCAAAUCAGCACCGCUGUCUACAAUGGUUAAUAUAAACCUGGAUACUGGAGAUAUAAUCAGUCUGCAGACUUUUAACUAUGAGGAGAUCAAAACUUUCCAGUUCAAAGUUCAGGCCACAGACUCUGGUGUUCCUCCACUCAGCAGCAACGUGACUGUGAACGUUUUUAUCCUGGAUGAGAAUGACAACAGUCCUGGGAUUCUCGCGCCCUAUUCUGAGCACGGCUCCGUUAACACUGAGAACGUUCCCUAUUCUGCUGAAGCGGGCUACUUUGUGGCCAAGAUCAGGGCUGUAGACGCCGACUCUGGCUACAAUGCGCUGCUUUCUUAUCACAUCUCUGAGCCCAAGGGAACCAACCUCUUCCGAAUCGGAACCAGCACCGGGGAACUGAAGACUAAGAGGAGAAUGAGUGACAAUGACCUGAAAACUCACCCGUUGGUCGUGUUGGUUUCUGAUAACGGAGAACCCUCACUGUCAGCGACUGUGUCUAUGGAUGUAGUGGUGGUUGAAAGUACAGGUGAAAUCCAGACUAAAUUCAGAAAUGUGCCGAGAAAGGAGGAGAACUUCUCUGAUUUAAACCUGUAUUUGUUGAUCGCCAUUGCCUCGGUGUCAGUGAUAUUUUUACUGAGCCUCAUCAGUUUAAUAGCUGUAAAAUGCCACAGGACAGAUGACAGUUUCAGAAGGUACAGCGCCCCAAUGAUCACCACACACCCUGACGGAAGCUGGUCUUACUCUAAAUCUACUCAGCAGUAUGACGUGUGUUUCAGCUCAGACACACUGAAGAGUGACGUAGUGGUUUUCCCCGCUCCGUAUCCACCUGCAGAUGCAGAACUGAUCAGUAUUAAUGGAAAUGACACGUUUAACAGGACUCAGACAUUACCCAACAAUGAGAAGAAUUGA